Molecule: messenger RNA, 3336 nt
Organism: Pseudo-nitzschia multistriata
Lineage: Eukaryota; Bacillariophyta; Bacillariophyceae; Bacillariales; Bacillariaceae
Source: the annotation of a GenBank genome assembly
CCCGAUUCUUGUUGUUGAAUCUCGAAAAGAACCAAAACUCGUGUACGAAAAAGAAUUCUUUGUUCUUGGCGUCACAUCAGAAAUUAUUGGAGACCGUCGGAGAAUUUCACACCUGGGGUCACAAAUCACUAAAGUGUUGCAACACAAAUACGAAAUGAGGAAUGGUGAUGAUAGGGGCGCUCUGACCGAUUGGGGUUGGAUCUCUCGUUGGUUCCAUUCUACGAUCGGGAUCAAUGCCCUGAAGUCRUGGCCUUCCGGGAUACUUGUUCGGUCUUUGAAAGACGACUAUCCUCUGUGGAUGGCAUCGGUAUGGGUUCUAUGGAAACAGCAAGCGCAAAAUCGCAGAGGAAUCUCUAUGGAUGGCUCCUUGYCGUCUGUSCGGACGAGGGCAGCCAAUGACAAGCUUGGAAGUAGUACCAUAAUAAAUCUUCUCGUCGACUGGGUCGUUUUGGGAUCCUUAUUGAUCUAUAAGAAGUCUCGCGAAGAAAGCAGUUGUCCUGGUGACGACGAGGACGAAAUACCGAAAAGAAAUGCUAGAUCAGAAGACGGCAAAAAUAUUUCUGAAAGGAACGAGGAAACCGAUCCGAUAAACGAGCUGCGAAUGCUGCUGAAGCAACACAGCACGAGUUCUUCUAAGCAACUUGUAAUGCCAAAGCCGGGAACGAGAACRAGAUCUACGAGCCUGUCGUCGAGCCAGGACGUAUAUCCACCGCCCGUUCAGCUUUCUUUCAAGCACCCACCAUCGGUGCAGCGAACGACUGUAUCGCUCGGGAUAACGCAAGGCGAAAAACACGGCAACCAGCAACGAUACGCCGAGUUGCUUGUGCACAACGUAUCGCACACAGAUCUCGUGCUGAGUUUGGACGCUCCCCGGCUGCCAUCGUCUACUACUGGUUUUGCGAUGGACGGGAACGAUCCCUAUUGUCUCUGCAGACCCCGCUUUUCCGCCUUUGAUGCAUAUUCACAACGGUUGGUUGACUUUUUGCAGGGAUGUCGGCAGAGAGAACUCGAAGAAGCUGUKAUUCACUUGCCUCGGUACGAACGGAACGACAAAACUCAGCAACCGCAGCCUUCRUCAGAGAAUUUCAGAGACGACAUCCCCAUAGGGUUUCGAUUGAACGAUGACCGAAACGACAAAUCGCACCGACCCCUCCGGGURUCCCCAUCCGAACUCCACAAUCUGCGCGUGCGUGGUCGUGACGCUUCGAGAGUCGACGCCUGUUCUUCUCCGAUGUCGCCCAAUAGCACACUGAACAUYAAUGCCGUCUUUUUCCCAUUGCUCGCAACUUUGAUGCCUCUGUGGGAGGACAGAAUCCACCAAAAAUACAAUUUUCCAUCUGCUACAACCCAAUCCGCUCUGAAACCAAAACAAGUUUUGAUUCUUGUUAGCGGCGUAGGCCAACCCCGGAAUUGGACGCAUUCCGCAAAGGGAAAUUCUACAGAACAAUGUGCAGAGCUCAUGAAGAUGUUUUUGAAGGUAAUCUUUCCCGAACUUGUCGUGUUGCACAUCCAUUCCGAUACGAAUAUCUUCCGCUACGACGAAAACAUCGCGUUCGUCAACCAGGAACUUCUUCCCCGGGUACAGGAAUAUAGAGAUGCGCAUGCCAAAGGAUURCCGUAYCCAGACGAAAUCAUAAAUCUUUCUUCAACUGCAAAAGAUAGCAUCGACCAAGAUCGGCCUUUCUCUACGGAAUGGAGAAAGUCAUUCUCYAUUACGAUCAGCUAUGCCGACGGGUCGCCCGCACGAAAUUCAGCUAUUCAAGCCGCUCUUCGAACCUUCAAACCUACGUAUUAUCAUUUCUGGCAGCUCAAAACCUUUUGGCACGAAUCGAAAAUCGUAAACAGCGAUGUCGAGGUGCACUCCUUUGAAGAAAUAGAAACUUUGCCCCCCGUGGAAAGCAAUCAGCUACAGGAUGGGUCACUUGUGAAGCGAGUUGUAGAAGAAAUGAAGAACUUCCGAGACGAUUUUCUCAAGAUACUUUCGAACUCAUCGGACGAUUCGAACGACAUCCGUGCCUUUUGGUUGCGCAAGAGUAAGUUCAAUCCAAGGUAAAAGAAGCACAGAACCUGCAAGUUCCAACAUGGAAGGGACGUGACCCAAUGCCAUUAYUUCUAACCCCACCUUUGCCUCAUUUUCUGACACCCGAAGCCCACAAACCUGUCAUAGCUAUACUUGCUGUACAGCCUCCCAAUGGAGAACUCAAACUCUAUCGGGGCACAAACAUGGAAGUCAGCAUGCCAACUGGAUCUCUUUGUGCCGAGCGGAACGUUAUUGGGACUGCCUUAGGUAAGAUAACGAACACGGAUUUCAGGUGGGCAAAUUUUGUUCAAAUCAACCUAACAAGUCUUAUUUUUACACCGAUCAGCGGAUAAUCCGUCUUUGAGACGCCAAGAUUUGAARAUGGUUGCGGUCUUGGCGGUUCCCAAUCCUAAACAACUCCAAGCCUCGACAAGCGUGGGUGGGCUUCCUCGGUCGCAGAGCCUGAACAGCGUUGCCAGUCUAGUAACAGCAACCGUAGAGGACGAAUCUAGCCUCGGAAGACCUUCGCGCAAGUCCAGUUUGGGGGGAGAAGACGAAUGGAUUGUUCAAGACCAUUCUAUCUUCGCUGGRCAGGACAAUGCACCCGUCUUUGUAGACAAGAAGACGUUGUCAUCUGGACAAUCAGAUCCCGAAGAUGUUCAGCCAAACGCAACAUUAGAUUCUUCGUCCCAGUCAUCGACCCCCGUGCGAAGAAUAUUUUUGUACAACAAACCACAAAAGCAAACAAGAAAACAAAGACGAGCCGUAGUUGUUCAUUCUGGUCACGUGAGUCGAAACAAGGUUGGCCCGUGGUGUGUUGGUGUCGUCUUUUCUAUGUCUCCUCAAACUCUUCUUUCUACACUUGACAGGAYAUAAAUCCGCUGCGCCCUUGUGGCGCAUGCAACGAAUGGCUGAAGAAGGUACGUGAAGACCGGGUGCAUGGAAUGAUUCUGAUAGACGUUUUGUGUUCCUAGGGAAGAACAAAGAACUUUUGCUGACAAUUAUUUUCUGAACGUUCAGCUCGCCGAAACCAACCCAUACUUCACGGUUGUUACGUUCACUGAUUCUGCAUGCAAUGGGGUAUAUUGCACCCCAUGCGAGGAGUGAUAAAUUAUCAAUUUCUAUUCCAAUCGAGAAUGUGAUGAGUUGCGCACUCUUUUCUUUGGGUACAUUUUUGAUUUUGCUUCCCCUUGAUUGUAGGUUCCGAAGCACGACCAUAGAAAACGUGUCGCUGACAAUCGUUUCUGGCGCCCUGAUCCUUGGCUUMGAUUCCGAGUCGUUGAAAAUUUAUUUUAAAAUAAAAUAGAUGCUAUGAA